AUGAUCGACGAAGCCAUCCUAAAGUACCACCAGGAUUACUUAGCACUACCGGAUUACGCAUUAGCGUCAUCAGGAGCAAGAAUCAUUCCAAGACUCACUUCACCAACCUACGAACUCGAGCCAACUGAAAAUCUAAAAUGGAUUAUUCAUAAAAUGAUACCUUUUCGUGACACCUCGCCUGCCAUCACCGCGCUUUAUCCAGAUACCAAUGUCGGACAGUGCUGGCCCAUGGUCGGCAACAACGGUUCGAUUGGCAUCCUUCUUAGCAAGACCAUCAAGGUGACCGGUGUCACUAUUGAGCAUGCUGGAAAGCAAGUUCUUCUUGACCGUCGUAGUGCCCCAAAGAACUUUGCUCUGUGGGGAGUCUAUGACCAGGGCCAGCAUGUCAUCGAACUUGCCAGUGGUCAAUAUAAUGCUGAAGAUCCCAUCGCAGUACAAUCGUUCCCUGUUUCGCCUCAAAAGCCAACUCGUGUUGUUGUCAUUCGUGUUAAGGACAACUGGGGCCAUCCUGAUUAUACCUGCCUGUAUCGCAUUCGUAUCCAUGGUGAACCAAUAUAA
Messenger RNA from Umbelopsis ramanniana AG, 558 nucleotides. RefSeq lists its product as uncharacterized. Gene Ontology annotation, molecular function: protein-membrane adaptor activity. The transcript has 2 exons. Lineage: Eukaryota; Fungi; Mucoromycota; Umbelopsidomycetes; Umbelopsidales; Umbelopsidaceae. Gene Ontology annotation, biological process: nuclear envelope organization. Bases 1 to 558 code for a protein of 185 amino acids. The record is from RefSeq and is a predicted model, not a curated record. Gene Ontology annotation, cellular component: meiotic nuclear membrane microtubule tethering complex; nuclear envelope.